This is a messenger RNA of Glarea lozoyensis ATCC 20868, 921 nucleotides long. Its product is annotated as NAD(P)-binding Rossmann-fold containing protein. The transcript is spliced from 3 exons. Lineage: Eukaryota; Fungi; Ascomycota; Leotiomycetes; Helotiales; Helotiaceae. The record is from RefSeq and is a predicted model, not a curated record. Gene Ontology annotation, molecular function: oxidoreductase activity, acting on the CH-OH group of donors, NAD or NADP as acceptor. Bases 1 to 921 code for a protein of 306 amino acids.
AUGCCUCCACCACACGGAACUCCAAAUCCUCUUGAAGGGCCUGGAGAUUACGACGUAACAGCAACAAUCCACAACGACACCUACCCAAACAUUUCCCCACUCUCCAAACCAGCCAUUAAAAAAUCCGUGUUCAUCGCCGGUGCAUCCCGUGGAAUCGGUCUUGCAAUAGCCAAAUCCUACGCCCAAGCCGGCGCUUCCAAGAUUACCAUCGGCGCCCGUUCUCCUCUCGACUCCGCCAAAAAUGACAUUCUCGCCGUCGCCGAAAAAGCUGGCCGCUCGCCUCCUCAAGUCCUUUGCGUUAAAUUCGACAUCACUUCAGUAGCUAGCGUCUCAGACGCAACCAAAACCGUCGAAAAUGAAUUCAAAAAUCUCGAUAUCCUAGUGAUAAACGCUGGAAUCCUCGGUAAACCCGCGUUAAUAGCUGACAGUGAUCCCGACGAAUGGUGGGAAGUGUGGAACGUGAAUCUACGCGGACCCUUUCUCGUCACGAGGGCUUUUCUUCCGCUUUUGCUCAAGGGAGGCGAUAAAACCAUUGUUGCUACGUCGAGUGUUGGUGCGCAUCUUACGGGGCCGGCGUUGAGUGCUUACCAGCCUAGUAAACUGGCUGUGCUGAGGUUGAUGGAAUUCGUGCAGGUUGAGUAUGCUCAACAGGGGGUUAUUGCGUUUGCUAUUCAUCCGGGGAAUGUGGUAACUGAUGUUGUGGGUGGAGCUGAGGGAGUUGAGAGUUUGGGUCUCGCUAAGGUUUUUGUUGAAACGCCCGAGUUAAGUGCUGAUACCAUAGUAUUUUUGACAAGAGAGAAGAAGGAGUGGCUUGGUGGGAGAUAUAUAAAUGUGACUUGGGAUAUGCCACAGUUGAUGGAGAAGAGGGAUGCAAUUGUUAAAGGAGACAAGCUGAAGGUCAAACUUGACGUUUCAUUUUAG